CGCAGUGUUGCGGUACACGCCCUGGUUUAUAAACGUCACCCUCCUCUGGGCCGGUUGGUGCGUGUGUAACCAGCAAAGCCAAGGUGAAGGACAGGCAGCGGAAUCCAAAAGAUGGCACUGUCAAAAGAAUAUGGAUGCGUGGUGCUGACUGGUGCAGCCAGCUUUGCCAUGGUCUCCUUCCUUGCUUAUAAAGUCACAGCCGCCCGUAAGAAGUACAAUGUGGAAUACCCUACAUUGUACAGUGAUGAUUCUGAGAAUGGACGCAUGUUCAACUGUAUUCAGCGUGCUCACCAAAAUACACUGGAGUCGUACCCACCAUUCCUCUUCUUUUUGGCAACCGGUGGAAUCCGGCACCCACAACUAGCAAGUGCACUUGGAGGAAUCUGGAUAAUUGGAAGAGUUGUUUAUGCAUAUGGCUAUUACACUGGGGAUCCUAGUAAGAGAGUUCGUGGUGGAUUUGGCUGGUUGGCUCUCCUGGGACUCAUGGGGACUUCAAUGUCAUUUGGGUUUCACCAGCUGGGGUGGUGCCCAAAGUAGCCGCAGCAAGACUAGUGGAAAACUUUAAUCCUGAAUAAACUUGUGAAAGGUGAAUACUUGAUUAACAGAACUCUAAUAUUAACUCAUUAAUAGCAAAAUAUUUGCUUCUGACAUUUAUAUAUAUUGAACCUUUUAUAAAAUGUGAAUGAAGUUA
Messenger RNA from Pristis pectinata (smalltooth sawfish), 691 nucleotides. RefSeq names its product microsomal glutathione S-transferase 3a (gene mgst3a). The transcript is spliced from 6 exons. Gene Ontology annotation, molecular function: glutathione transferase activity; glutathione peroxidase activity. Gene Ontology annotation, cellular component: nuclear envelope; endoplasmic reticulum; membrane. Lineage: Eukaryota; Metazoa; Chordata; Chondrichthyes; Rhinopristiformes; Pristidae. The coding region runs from base 112 to 537 and encodes 141 amino acids. The record is from RefSeq and is a predicted model, not a curated record.